AUAAUGUCAAUAAUCAUGGAAAUAAUUGGCAUAAACAAUAAUAUAAACAGUAAUUUUAUAAAGAAAUUUUAAAUUUGAAACAAAUGGUGGGGCAACUGAAAAGAGGAAGAAAAAAGAAAGGAGAAGAAAAAAUAACAAAACAAAAUAAAGAAAACGUAAAGCUAAAGCAAACCCUCUCGAAGCCUAUUAUAGCUAAGCGUCACUGCACUUUCUCACUCUUUCAAAUCCUCUCACUCUCCCAUCAAAAUCCGAGAAAAAGAAAAAGUUUAAAGAAACCCUAAUUUAAGAUCCGAUCGUCGUCAUCUUCAGUUCUCUGGAUCUUCAAUACCCAAACAGAAAACUCCAAAUUUGGCAACUUUUUUUCUUCUUUUCUCUCUGUGCUCUGUUUUCUGAUUUUGUCUGCCUAAAUGAAAGACAGAGGAAAGAGAACAGCAAUGGAGCGAAGGAACGACGACGUUUCGUUCUACUACAGCACUCCGUCGGAAUUCUCUUGCCGGAAACAUCCAUCUGUUUCCGCCGUCGGAAUUUGCCCUUACUGUCUCAACGACCGUUUAGUUAGCCUAGUCUGCUCCGAAUGUGGCGAACAGAGACUCUCUUCUUGCUCUUGCUCCGAUUUCUCUCCUAACCGAACCUCAAACGCCGCCGCAGACCCCGGAAACGUCGUUCGGAUCUCUUCUCUCAUCGACGAAGAGACAACGAAACAGAGGAAGACGGCGACGAUGGAGAAGAGCCGGAAAACAGAGGAAGUUGUGGUGUUCAAGAGGAGUAGCAGCAGUUGUGUUGAGAUGAAGAGGAAGAAUCAUAGAUUCUCCAAGAUCGGGAGGUUUUUCAGGAAGAUUCAUCUGAAAAAGGAAAGAGAUUUCGGAGUCGAUGAGAAGAGCAACAACGAUUCUUGGGUUUUGGAUUAUAACAACGAUGGCAAGAAGUUAGGGGUUUCGAGGUCGAGGUCGCUUUGUAGUUUCCGAGGAGGAAACGGAUAUUUUAUCGGGUCGGAAGAAGACGGGUCUUCUUAUUCCGGCGCGAGGAGCUCUUUCUCCGCCGCGAGAAGCUCUAGCGUCAAUGGCGGGUUAGGGGUUUUCGAGACGACGGAGCAUCGGAAGAGCAACUUCGAAGGGAGGAAAAGCAAUUUCAGCGAGAAAAGCAAUUUCGAAGGGAGGAAGAGCAAUUUCAGCGAGACGACGGAGAAUCGGAAAAGUAAUUUCAGUGAGUCGGAGCCGCCGCGGAGAAGCUGUUUCGAGGCGAGGAAGAGUAAUUUCAGUGAAACAGAGUAUCCACGGAGGAGUAACUUCAGCGAAACAGAGUAUAAUCGGAAGGUGAAUCCGGAGAAUAAUCAUCCACGGAGGAGCAAUUAUGAAGCAGCAAGGAAGAGCAAUUUCAACGAGACGACGACGACGACGGAGCAGCAUCGGAAAAGUGAUUCGGCGGCGAUGAAUUUUACGAGAAGGGUUUUGUCGAUGAAAGAGAGUUACUUUACCGGAGGAGAAGAGCCUGGUUUCAUAGAUCUCAAAUUCGAUUCCUCUGGAGGAGGAGGAGGAGAAGUGGUGGCGAACGACGGCGUUUUGGAGCACGGAGGAGGAGGGUCUUGCCGGUUAACGACGAAAGAUCGAGAGGUGAGUAAGAGUCGAAGGAGUUUCAAAGGAUGGAAAUGGAUAUUCGGACAUCAUCAUCUUCUUCAUCAUCAUCAAAGAGAUUCAUGAUGAUGAUGAUAGUGAUUGAUGAAACAAGGAAAGAUAUGAUUUUUAUGGGAUCCAAUAAGGAACAAUUGAGCUGUUUUGUGUGAUCCGAUGUCGAUUUUAGUCCAAAAGCUUUUAAUUUUGUUUUUUUUUUGUUAAAAUGAUUUGU
Messenger RNA from Eutrema salsugineum, 1842 nucleotides. RefSeq lists its product as uncharacterized. NCBI's taxonomy places the organism in Eukaryota, Viridiplantae, Streptophyta, Magnoliopsida, Brassicales, Brassicaceae. The transcript has a single exon. Bases 408 to 1697 code for a protein of 429 amino acids. The record is from RefSeq and is a predicted model, not a curated record.